AGCAGACAACUAAUAGCGAGACAAAUGCCACAAUAAAUGCCAUCACUGAUUUUCGUUUACCCCAAUACGGUUUCGCAGAACCAAGGAUUUGGUUUGCGGUAAUUGAACCGUUGCUAGAAGCACGGGGCAUUAAGUCCCAAAUAGCCAAAUAUGGUAUGGUGCUGGCAGAACUCCCUCCGUCAGUAUUGACAGAAAUCAGCGAUUUCAUCGAAGAUCCUCCGACGGAACAUCAAUUUGAUAAACUUAAAGCCCUCCUCAUACAACGUACCAGUCUGUCGGAUGAGAAAAGAAUCCAACAAUUGCUCACAGGCUGUGAUCUAGGCCCACGUAAACCAUCCCAGCUGCUCAGGCACAUGCGCCAGUUAAUCGGAAAUCAUAAAGUAGACGAGGUAGUGCUGAAACAGAUGUGGUUGCAACGUUUACCUAGAAAUGUCCAGCAAAUUUUAAUCAUCUCAGGAAAGUCGUAUGACUUAGACCAACUAAGUGACAUGGCAGAUAGUAUUUUGGAUGUUUUAUCCGAUAACACCAUAAGUCACGUAGCAUCUGAUAGUGCCACACCGUGUCAUUCCACACCCACGGCAGACACACCGAUACUCGCCGCCAUUGCAGACUUAGCGGCAAGGAUUGACAAGUUGGAAACUAAUAAGUCUGAUCGACAAGUCCGGAGACGGAGCUCACAGAGAAGGUCACCAUCACGACGACGAUCCUUCUCACGACAGCGUUCUUACACGUCUUCUCGGGAUAGCAAUAUAUGCUGGUAUCACUGGAAGUUUGGACGUCAUGCCCUGAAAUGUGUAAAACCGUGCAGCUUUAGCGAAGCCAACCAGGCUCAGGGAAACGCCUCAGCCAGACAGUGAUGGCGACAGCUGUUACUGGCAAUCACCACAGUCGCCUUUUUUAUGUGAGGGAUUUGACUACCGGCACAUUAUUCCUGGUAGAUACAGGCGCCGAGGUCAGUGUUAUCCCCCCCUCACUAUCCAGGCGAUCAGCCAAAAUACCUGGAAAACUUUCAC
Trichobilharzia regenti is the source of this 1013-nucleotide messenger RNA. The record is from the annotation of a GenBank genome assembly. Lineage: Eukaryota; Metazoa; Platyhelminthes; Trematoda; Strigeidida; Schistosomatidae.